GUUCAGGACGCCACCGGAACAUGUGAGGGCGGAGAGUGGUCCAAAUUCUACACACCACUGUAGCGAUCGAUACAUGAGCGGCUGGGCCCCUCGCUAACAUAUCCCAUGAACAUAAAAGGACGAUUACUGCCACUAAACUCUUCACUCUCGUAUCUCGACCUGCAGUGUUCACAGUAAAUGUUUCAAUAGAAUUCAAGUCGAGGCAGUACAAUUAUGUUCCGAUCUCUAUCCAAUUAUCCACUCACAUUUGACCCGGCAGCUGGACUGAUCUUCUCAACUUCAGAAACUAAAUUUCGGUGGUGCUUCGUUCCCAGUAAUUUAAUAUCGUUACCAUCUAGCGGACGUUCGGGUUCGGAGUUCUAAUAUUGUUGGUUUAUAGUCUAGUGAGUAGCAUUCCCAAACAGCUUGUUGCAGUUUUCACUAUACGCAGCCUGAUGUAGAGGAUUCCAAAGUUUGCAAAGAAACUCGCUCGCAACUCCGGUGUUGAAUCAGAAUUAUUAGGACAUGCUUGAAGUAGGAUUAGCUCCCAAAUUCCACAGAUUCAACUAGAACUACGUGAGGGACAUGGAUAUGAUCAAAUUAGCCGGUGUGCCAAGACUAGUGGCGAUUCUCGUUGUGAUGUUCAGCUCCUACCUGCAGCUGUCGAAAGCGCAGGGCACAUGGCAAAUUCUAGUAGGAAACGCUGGAAUUGCAUCCAUGCACACGGCAAUCACUCACUAUGACACCGCCAUCCUGCUUGAUCGGACCAACAUCGGCGCCUCUCAAAUUCCCCUGCCCAACGGCCAAUGCCGCGACAAUAGCCAAGAACUGGUGCUCAAGCACGACUGCACAGCCCACUCAGUCAUGCUCGACACCAAAACCAACAGCGUGCGCGCGCUGUGGGUGCAGACUGAUACGUGGUGCUCCUCGGGGCAAUUCAUCAGCGACGGCACCAUGGUGCAAACCGGCGGCGACUACGAGGGCCUGUAUAAGAUUCGAAGGCUGACACCCUGCGCCGCGAAUGAGAACUGCAACUGGGUUGAGUCAACCACAGAGGCGCUGACAGACCCCCGCUGGUACGCAUCUAAUCAGCUGCUCCCCGACGGAUCUCGCCAGAUAGUCGUCGGCGGGCGCAACGCAUUCUCCUACGAGUUCGUGCCUAAGAGGCGCACUGGCGAGGGCGCCUUCGCGCUCCAGCUACUCCGGGACACCAACACCAACCAAGGCGACAACAUGUACCCUUACGUGCACCUCAUCCCUAACGGCAACCUCUUCAUUAUGGCCAACCGCGACUCCAUCGAGCUGGACUACACCACAAACACGGUGGUGAAGAAGUUUCCUACCAUCCCCGGGGAGCCCCGCAACUACCCUUCCGCUGGGUCCUCUGUACUGCUCCCCCUUGACCAAGCCAACCAGUUCACGCUUACGGAAAUUCUCGUAUGCGGAGGCGCUAGAGCUAACGCUUUCACAAACUCUGGUGCUCAAUACCCUGCUUCUCAAUCGUGCGGACGCAUAGACGUGAAUGCUGCCAGCCCUACUUGGAGCAUGGAGACGAUGCCGAUGCCACGCACCAUGGGAGAUAUGGUCAUCCUACCCACUGGGGAUGUGUUGAUCAUUAACGGAGCGGAGAAAGGCUCUCAAGGAUGGGGCAAAGCUAGCGCUGCUAUACUCACACCGGUCUUGUAUGCCACCAAGAAUGCCAGAGCCAGAUUCACAACAUUGGCGGCAGGGACAAUCCCCAGAGUAUACCACUCUACAGCAAAUCUGCUCUCAGAUGGCAAGGUUUUGGUGGCGGGGAGCAACACGCACCAGUACUAUACUCUCACGGGUCAAUUCCCCACCGAACUGCGCGUGGAGUCCUAUUCGCCGGCGUACCUUGCAGCCAGGAGCAACAAUAUUCGGCCGACUAUUACAACCGCACCAGGGACGAUCCGAUAUGGACAGACGUUUCCUAUGACUUUCACGGUUGGUGCGCUGCAGGGCGCACUUGAGGUGAAGAUGGUGAACGCGCCGUUCGUGACGCACUCGUACGCCAUGGGGCAGCGAAUGCUCAACCUCAAGCUAACGGCCCCCGUUUCGGCCCCCACCGUCGGCGCCUAUUCAGUGGUCGUCACGGCGCCACCAAGUAACGUAGUCGCUCCUUCCAGCUACUACAUGCUCUUUCUCGUGCAGGAUGGCAUCCCCGGCAAGGCUAUUUGGUCCCUAAUCAGAUAACACCACCUGGAGUUGUGCCUGAAAUCCAAAUCCAACCACCUCGUUUCGGAUCUGGCUGAGGGAAACCAUGCCCAGCACCCGAAUUCUCGUCACGAUAUAGACAAAUCGCAUAUUAACUAACAGAUCAGAUUGCAUUCAGGCGCAGGCAAAGCGUUGUCGCACCACAGUCUAGCACUCCCGCAGCUGUUUCAGUAACGCGACCGUUGUGCAGUUGGGUCGGCAGCUCUGAUCCAUCGCCUCAGAGGGUUUUUAAUUAGACUGCAUCCACGUCGGCGACGUCCAUCGAUCGAUCAAUCGAUUGGCUGACUCUUGCAAGAUGUGAGCUCAGGUGCCGCUCAUGUUUGUUUGACGCUUUGACGUGAGUAAGUUUGGCGCCGAGGCCAGUUUAACUUAAUUAAUUGAAGUCAACUAUUAGUGAGCAGUGGCAUCACUAAUCGUUAGUAUCUUUUUUAGUCACUGUAGGCUUCUUAAUAAUACUCGCACCUGUUGAUUACGUACAUUUUUAUCUUUUCGUUUCUUUUCUUUUUUUUUACAGUUUUAAGUUUCAUCGAGUAAAAGUUGGUUAUUUGGAUAUUACAAUUAUUUGUUGUAUUUUUUCAUGUAAUUUCGAACAUAUGUGUAAAAUUUGCAGAAUCCUAUAUAUAUAUAUAUAU
Physcomitrium patens is the source of this 2846-nucleotide messenger RNA. Its product is annotated as aldehyde oxidase GLOX. NCBI's taxonomy places the organism in Eukaryota, Viridiplantae, Streptophyta, Bryopsida, Funariales, Funariaceae. The record is from RefSeq and is a predicted model, not a curated record.